Molecule: messenger RNA, 2798 nt
Organism: Pararge aegeria (speckled wood butterfly)
Lineage: Eukaryota; Metazoa; Arthropoda; Insecta; Lepidoptera; Nymphalidae
Gene: Chpf
Product: chondroitin sulfate synthase 2
Exons: 11
Coding region: 180-2564 (794 amino acids)
Cellular component (GO): Golgi cisterna membrane
Molecular function (GO): glucuronosyl-N-acetylgalactosaminyl-proteoglycan 4-beta-N-acetylgalactosaminyltransferase activity
Source: RefSeq, a predicted model, not a curated record
CUCUUGCGUCCACAACAAAUCCCGCAAUCGAAUUUAAAACUUUUUCAACAUAUUUCUAUAUCAAUUAAUUACGCUUAUCUUCAAAAUCUACAACAAUUGCUUAUCAAAAUUACAAGCGUAAUCUGAUCGCAUGGACAUGUUUAUUUGAUAGAUUCAAAUUAGUCUGUUAAGUUGUGAAAAUGUUGUCGCGAUACGUGGUGUCGCAAGUGAAACAUAAUUCCUACUUCCUGGUGGGUCUAGGGAUAGGACUAUGGCUUGCUUUGGCGACUGUGCCAUUAGAGGAAGAGGUGGUGGCCUGUGACACGGUUACUCUUGCAGCUCCAGAUGAGUAUGAGCCCCAGCGUGAGGAGCGGCCGCUGGGAUCGAGGGGCCAGCCCGGACGUAGCGUCCAAAGACCACGGUAUUACAGUACUGAGCUGGGCAUGCGGAGUGGGCUGCUUACAGGUGUUCUCAGCUCUGAGGAAGUACUUGAAACCCGAGCAGCUGCUCUUAACCGCACAGCAGCACGACUACAGCCUGCCCUGCGUUUCUUCAUUACCGCCAGUGCAUUGCAGGAAGCUCCAGGACGUGCCAAUGUGGUCGGUUUCACAGAUACCAGAGAAAUGCUCAAACCAUUCCAUGCACUCAAAUAUUUAGCUGAUAACUACUUGGAAGAGUAUGAUUUCUUCUUUCUUGUGUCAGAUAUGUCAUUUGUGAACUCUCGACGCUUGACGGAACUGGUGUCUAAACUGAGUGUUAGUCAAGACAUCUACAUGGGGACUAUUGCUGAUGAUGAUACACAGUAUUGUACAUUAGAGGGUGGGAUAUUGUUGUCAAACUCUGUGCUGCGGGCAAUACAUGGAGAAUUGGACUGGUGUGUGAGGAACUCAUACUCUCCACAUCAUCAUGAGAACCUUGGUCGCUGUGUAUUGCAUGCCGCCCAUUUAUCCUGUGUCAGCCAAGUACAAGGCGAAAGCUAUGUAUCAGUACAUGUGAACACGGCAGGCAACGGUGUGGGAGGAAUACUAACGCCGGCGCUCGCAGACGCAGUAGUAGUACAACCAGCCAUUGAGCCAAGUCACUUUCAUCAGCUACUUGCGUACAUCUCACGGGUAUACCUAGAACGAGCUCAAAUAAGCAUAACUCGUCAAAGAGGGCAGGCUACGUGGAGCGCGCGGCGUCAUCCACGUGGCUACCGCAAUGCGUCAUGGCCCGCUGCUCUUCGAGAUGACGCGGGACUCGCCGCACCCAGACCGCCUUCAAGGUUUGACCACUUGCGCUGGACACGAUUCAACGCGACCCACGCCUUCAUGCCGGACGAUCAUCGCGUAGUGGCACCUCUCACCAGUGCGUACAAAGAGGCAGUUCAUUUAAUCCUUGAAGAGGUUAGCGCUUGGGCAGCUAAUAGAUGGAGUGCAGUGGCAGACGCAGAAGAAACGGGCGUUGUGAGCAAAAUAUCACCUAAAGAUAUCACCCUGGAAGAGGGCGCUUGGUGCUGGGAGCCCCCGGUGGCCUUGCGGUAUAGGCUGCUACUACGGCUGCCUACGCGACAGGCUGAUGGCACGGCGAAUCCUCGCGGUGCAUUGGUCCAAGUGGAAGCCGCUAGAGCGCUAGGUGCGGCCAGACUCGCGCCUGCUCGCUACGUGACAGAGAGCGCACGCGUCACGCUCUUACUUCCUCUGCCCUUGGAGCACGCGGCGAUGGCGAGCGAGUUCCUUCAAAGAUACAACACUGUGUGCCUGCAGAAAGACACUAAUACUGAUCUCAUUAUUGUAAUAGUCCCAAGAAUCGAAAUGCCAAAAAAUGUGGACAAUUCAACACUGCAAGCGAUACACAAAACGGAUAACUCGACACUGCAUGUAAUGCGAAAUACAGUGAAGAACUUCACGGAGAAGUACCGCAACGCUCAGAUAAAUAUUUUCGAGGCACCAGACGUCGCUGUGCCUUGGGGGGAGGGGCGUAUAUGGAGUGAGACGGAGAUACAGAAACAUGCGGCGCGGGUAGCCUUAACUACCGCCCUGCCGAAGUUACAGCGCGAUGCAUUGUUAUUGCUGUCCAUCCCUUAUAUGGAGUUCACUGAGGACUUUCUUAAUAGAGUCCGGAUGAACACAAUACGUGGGGAGCAAUGGUUCCUGCCGCUGCCGUUUGCACGGUUCGCGCAGUUCGCGAAUCCCCUAUUCGUGGACGCGGCUGGUGCCAAACCAACACAGAACACGGGUCGGUUCCCGACGUUAGCCGCGCCUCUUGUCAUAUCCUUCUACAGGCAGGAUUACAUCGCAGGCUUAGAGUCGUGGCGCACAAACGGCGGAGCCAAGGAUGUGGAAGCUGCAGAUAUUCUGGCCGCAUCCCCUUUGCGAUGCAUCCGCGCGCCCGAGCCUGCUUUCCUGGUACCGCCGCGGGCCGCACCUUGCACCCCCUGCAACUCGAUAGCACCCCCUCACAAUGCAACCACAGAUCCAACAAGCGAAGCGCAGUCUGCGUGUUUGUUCAGAGAACGAGAUCGCGGCUUCCCCGACCUCCAGCUGGGCGCAAGGCAUGCUCUAGCUAAACUUUUGCUACAGACGCAAGCAGAUCUCGACUCAUAGAAGCCUAUUAGAUGUAAAAGUCGUAUUCGACUACGUUAGCAUAAUAUUUUACAGUAAAGCAUACUAAUAAACUAUUAGACGUAAGAGUUACCUUCGAGUAUUACCUAAGUGAAAUCGAAAAUAUUGCCAAAAUAAAUUUAUUUUUUAACAACCCGUUUUUAUUAUUUUUUCUGGCUCUUAGUUUCAAAUUUCUUUUAUCUAAGUUGUUGCGAGAUAAUGAGAUUGUAGAGAGUA